Messenger RNA from Populus trichocarpa (black cottonwood), 2047 nucleotides. RefSeq names its product DNA repair RAD52-like protein 1, mitochondrial. Bases 222 to 722 code for a protein of 166 amino acids. Gene Ontology annotation, biological process: double-strand break repair via homologous recombination. The transcript has 4 exons. Gene Ontology annotation, molecular function: DNA binding. The record is from RefSeq and is a predicted model, not a curated record. Lineage: Eukaryota; Viridiplantae; Streptophyta; Magnoliopsida; Malpighiales; Salicaceae.
CUUGAAGAGUGGGAGAAAAACUAAGAAAACGAUGUAGUUUUCCAAAAAUCAAUCAAUUUCAAAACCCAUAAGAAGCCCAUACAAUACAGGCAUACAAUACAAAGGACUCCCCUGAGAAAAAGCAGAGCACUGUCUCGAAUCCAACAAAACCACAUACAAAAGAGGGUUUGGUUCUACAGUUCUUUGUCCUUCCUCUCUCUGUCUCCCUCUCUCGCUAAAAAAUGGCAGCAAUGUCUACGAGGAAAUUCCUUACGCUAAACCCACUAUCCAGCUCUCCUUUGAAACAAUCACUCCUUUUCUCAUCUUCUCUCAGCUACUCUACCAAGUCUUCUGCUUUUGGUGCCAGAAACAAAAACACAGCAACAGAGAAGCUUAGUGACAUCGAUGACAACGCUGAAAACGAUUCUGUACCCACUUCAGGAAUAAGUAGGCCACUCUCUGAAAUACUCAAAGAACUCAACAAAAAGGUCCCUGAUACUCUUGUUAGUCAGCGUGUUGAUAAUGGGUUUUCGAUCAAAUAUGUCCCUUGGCAUCUUGUUAACAGGAUUAUGAAUUUACAUGCUCCAGAAUGGUCUGGUGAGGUUCGGAACAUCACUUAUUCACCUGAUAGCAAGUCUGUAUCUGUUGUUUACCGUGUCACUCUUUAUGGGACUGAUGCUGAGUCGUGUCUUAAUCGAACUCUGAUGCCUAAACCAGAGGGAGUAGUUGUGAAAGGCAUAUAAGGCUAAUAAAAUUGAGAGCAAGAAGAUGUGCAUUCCUGAGCAGACUGGUUGAUACUUUUUACUUGAGGUGAUCUUAUUUCAUAUUUUUUGCUUGAGAGGUAAGGGGGGGCCUUUUCAACUAAGGUAGGCAAAAUGUGUCCUUGAGAAAAUAAAGUCUUGAGUGUUAAGAACUCCAUUGACGCUGCAUUUCUCUGAUGAAAGAGUAGACAACACAGCUAAUAGGACAGCUCAUGACAUGGGAGAUUUCUCUUAUUGAUCUUCUUAGUUCUUCAGCUUGAUGUUUUUCAAAAGUGGCUUAUUCUUAACAGAACCUAACGGUUUGGUGAAGGAGUAAAAAAUAAAGAACAACAUUAGAAAUUUUGGGGUCUAAAACUCCAUGUCUGAGAUAUACUUUUCCAGUUAAGGUAUAGUACCUUUUGUUAACUGAAGUUGAAUUUCUAGAGAAAUUCUGAAAGUUGAGAUUUGGUAAUUUGCCUUCUUUACGUGGAAUGCUAUACAUCUGCUGUGUUUCCAACUUGAGCAACUGUCCUUGUUGAUUGAAUAGCGUGCUAACUGAAGAUAGGGUUUGAGGCAGACUACAGAUUUCAAUUUAAUGAAUGAAGCUUAACAUAUCUUACAAAAAAAAAAAAUCUUUAAAAGUAAAAAUAGGGAAAACAAAUAAAAUAAAAGUGAAAGUGAAAAUAGUUUCAGCCUUUCAGAUUGUUGGUGGCUAGAUUGGUACUUUGGAACAUUGAUGUAGUUGUUAGUAGUCACGAAAAAUUGUAGCUGAUUUGCUAUGAAAUGUGAGGUUCGUUUCACUUAAUUUUUGGAAUAAAUAUCUAAUUUGCGCGCUGUUAUUUACUGAAAUAUGGAGCACAAAGGUUUCUGCUAUAGGAGAUGCUUUAUUAGGCAGUUUUUAACUAUUAUGAAUAGUGAGACUUAGGAAGAUGUUCACUGAUUGGUAAGUUGAUUGUUAUUAUGUUUCAAUUGAAGAUAAAACCAAUUUUACAUGAUGGGGAAGGUAAGAAAUUGUAAAAUAUGUAUAUUUCUUUGUUAUAUUUUUACUGCAUUUUCCUCCCCCCCUCUCCUGAUAUCUGGUAAAAUGGUAUUGCAACAAUCACUAAAAUGUUUAGACGUCUACUUAAGUGGGUUUCUUUACAUGAUCCUUUAAUCAGCCAUGACCCGCUUUUGUCCAACUUUUAUAUGCAUCUCGAGAAUUUAUAAAAUUUAUCUCCUUCUGAAAGCCAUCUCUUACCCACGCUACUAAUAGUUAUAUUUCCAUUGAGUUCAGUUGCGUGAAUUGAAGAGAAUUGCUAACAGUGAUCUCCUGUUAACUCUCUCCUUUU